AUGUCUGCUGUUGCCAGAUCAGUCCGCCCCUUCGCCUCCCGCGUGCUCUCCCAGAAGCUCCCUCUGGCCGGAGUCCGCAGGGUGUCGCCAGCAGCUGGUUUCCCGCGGGGAAGUGUCAGGAGCUUCUCGCAAAGCCCAUUCAUGGAGGUGAAGAAGUACACCGAGUCUCACGAAUGGAUUGAAUUGGCCGAUGACGGCAAGACUGCCAAAAUCGGAAUCACAGAGUACGCCGCCAAGUCCUUGGGCGACGUCGUGUUCGUUGAGCUCCCCGAAGUUGACCUAGAAGUCAAUGCCGGCGAGCCCGUCGGAGCUGUCGAGUCUGUCAAGUCGGCCUCGGACGUCCUCUCUCCCGUCGCCGGUAAGGUGAUUCAGGGUAACGCUAUCUUGGAGGACAAGGCCAAGUUUAUCAACGAGAGCCCCGAGGCUGACGCCUGGAUCGCCGAGAUCGAGGUCAGCGAUGCUUCAGAGCUCGACGGUCUGCUAGAUGCUGCGGCCUACAAGGAGACUAUCGACGAGGAAUAA
Aspergillus alliaceus is the source of this 522-nucleotide messenger RNA. Its product is annotated as glycine decarboxylase subunit H. The record is from RefSeq and is a predicted model, not a curated record. The transcript has 3 exons. Gene Ontology annotation, cellular component: mitochondrion; cytoplasm; glycine cleavage complex. Gene Ontology annotation, biological process: protein lipoylation; glycine decarboxylation via glycine cleavage system. NCBI's taxonomy places the organism in Eukaryota, Fungi, Ascomycota, Eurotiomycetes, Eurotiales, Aspergillaceae. Bases 1 to 522 code for a protein of 173 amino acids.